GAGGAUUAUCAGUUGCCAAUCCACCAAAAGUAUAGGCUAAUAGUACAGCUUGCCCCAGGCUAUAUUCAGGUAGCCGACGCCAAAGUAAUUGAAACUAUCUAUAGGCCGAAGCAGAAUUUUCUAAAGUCCAACUUCUAUCUGCUAUUUAACGCCAAAAUCUCGCCCAGGCCUAAUAAUUUUGCCGUAGUUGAUAAUAAAGUUCACUCAAAGCAAAGACGAGCCGUAGCCCAUAUCUACACCUAA
This is a messenger RNA of Ilyonectria robusta, 243 nucleotides long. RefSeq lists its product as uncharacterized. The record is from RefSeq and is a predicted model, not a curated record. The annotation marks the transcript as partial. The transcript has a single exon. NCBI's taxonomy places the organism in Eukaryota, Fungi, Ascomycota, Sordariomycetes, Hypocreales, Nectriaceae. Gene Ontology annotation, molecular function: heme binding; oxidoreductase activity, acting on paired donors, with incorporation or reduction of molecular oxygen; monooxygenase activity.